This is a messenger RNA of Achroia grisella, 453 nucleotides long. RefSeq names its product protein apnoia (gene apn). Bases 1 to 453 code for a protein of 150 amino acids. Lineage: Eukaryota; Metazoa; Arthropoda; Insecta; Lepidoptera; Pyralidae. The transcript has 3 exons. The record is from RefSeq and is a predicted model, not a curated record.
AUGUGCAACAAAAUGUCAGUGUUAACUCUAAUGUAUCUCGUAACAUUUUUGGCAGUGGUUCAAUGUGAUGUCGAUGAUAAUAAGUCUCCAAGUGUUGUGGAUUUCCUAAGCAAAGAUGUGAACGUCGGCCGCACGUUUGGUCACAAUGCUCUCAAACGGCUCUCAUUCAUAUUCCUGCCAGUUAUGUUUACCCUGGGCGUCAUAUCAACGCUGCUUAUGGCUCUUGCCGUAAUUUCCGUCAAGAAUCUCGCCAUUGGAGUAAUGUUGCUCAUUGUUGCCGUUAGUCAGGCUGUAUCGCGUCUCUUCUUCGCGGCUUCGGCUCCCUCUCCGCUGGUACAUCUUCAUCCUCGAGCUGAACUACUUCCUGCUCCUGUAACGGGCCCCUGGCCAGCAUCAGGCCCACUCCUUUCUCCGUGGGCAAGAUCUGACAACGAAGCCCCGAUUUCCGAUUAG